AUGGAGAUCCUGUUUAUGUCAAUAAUCGUGGCCAGCUUGGCUUGGCUCAUCAGCACCGAGCAAGGAGGAGUUGGGCAGUUCAGUAGUUUAGUCGGACUUCAAGAAAAAGGGGUAUCUGGAAAACAACGACCAUUGGGAAAUGAAACUCUAACCGAACUAGGACCUAACCAAAACGACACGAUGGCCGAACCUGGAAUAGAAGAUACGGAAAUUAUCGAGUUGAGAGCUAUGCGCGACCGAGAGGCAAGUAUUCCCUGUGGCAAUAAGAAACCCGUUUUAGAUGGUCCGUCAACAUACGUCAAGUGGCUGAAAAACGAUAAAGAGAUCAAAUAUAUAUACCCUAACCAAGACAACGAAGACAAUUGGCCGAACCCAGAAAAUAUUUAUGAGACCUCAUGCGACCCUGGUUUAUGCAGGGACCCGACGAACUUAAUCAUUAAGAAAGUAUCCAAUCAGGAUGAGGGCCUUUACCGGUGCCGUAUAUACUCCGAGUCGAAGCUAAUUGAUCACAUAAUUCAGUUGCGAGUUGUCGAUGCCCCGGAUACGCCUACUAUAUACGUGAAUGGCGAGGAAUUUCGCAGAAUUACCGUAGGCCCAGUAAACAUCGGCAGCGACAUGAACAUAACCUGCGAUGUGGAGAGGAGAAAUACUGAGACUGAAAUCUAUUGGCGACGUGAUGGCGCUGUAACAGAUUCCACUAUAUUCACAACUUAUAACCGGGUUCAGGCUGAGUUGGUCUUAGAAAACUUAACCAGACAGGAUGAUAAGAUGCACUUGGAGUGCUUAGUCCAGACAGCUGAUGUGUCGGAGGCCAUAGUGCGACCGCUAGUCAUACGAAUGAUAUUGCCCCCCGUGAGCAUUAAUAUUCUAUUGAAUGGAAACAACAAGUUUGCGGUGGGAGUGCCUCGCCAGGUGGAGUGCUUGGUAUCGGGCAGCUUCCCAGCCCCUAUAGUGGGCUGGUUCUUAGGAGACUCGUUGCUAACACCAACCGAUUUUAAGGUAUUCGACGAGAAUAUGAUGUCCUCCAUUCUCACCUUGACAGCAGCUCUUGAUGAUAACGGAAAAGUUCUGACCUGCCGCGCUCACAACAUGCUGAUACCUUCCGAAAUGUAUGAGAACAAAGUGAAUAUUACAGUAGGCUUCGCCCCGGAAUGUGCUACGAAAAGAGUUGUUACCGUCGGGAUAAUAAAAGAAGAAGUGGAGACCGUAACGUGUACCGUAAGGGCAGUUCCCGAACCGUUCCAGUUCGUGUGGACCUACAGCGACUUGCGUACUGUCACCACUGAAGGCACCGCCCUAUCCAAACACAAGUUUGCAUCAAACCUAACAUGGGUUCCUAGUGAUAGUGACUUCGGGGUACUUGAAUGCAGAGCAAUAAAUUUAUUUGGGAUCCAGAAAAACCCCUGUCUGUUCCAUAUUAUUCCUGGUGGCCCCCCCGAAGUACCGAACUGCGAAAUAUCUCGCUCUGUGGCCAGCCAACUAGAAGUUAACUGUAAAUUAGAGGAAAGUGAGAAAAAAGAUACACCCGAUCCUGGAUGGAUGGUUUACGUCGAGUUUAUCGGAGGCAUGAUAUUUAUUACUGUGGCAGUCAGUAUUAUAGGGCUGGGGACCCAAAUAUGUUUCGUAAAACGGGACGAAGACUCUGAACCAGUCGUGGAACCCGAACAAAACGAGUGUUUCCACCGUGAACCAGAUAUAGAAAUGGAAAACUUAUCCGUCGUGCUAUUGGAUACCCCGGUUUGCUCGCCUGUGGUGCAGACCAGUCGCAUUUUUGUAGGCGGCCCUAGCACCCCAGCAGAAGAAGAAGAGUAUGUCAAGGAUCAGGAUGUCGACAGCCAGCAAAUAUUUAUCGUCUAAAGAAGCAUUUAAGACCAUACAAAUGCCCCUGACACUCCAAGCACAAUAGAUACCUAACAGAGCUUCGCACGCAAUGUGCAAAACACAAAAUAAUAUUUAAGUAUUUAGAAGUUAUUAUAUCGCCCGUGCAGCUGAUACAUGAUAAACUGUACCUACUAAUGUAAAAUAAUUAAGAAUACACUAGCUUCCGCCCGCGACUCUGUCCGCGCGGAUGUCGGUCUUC
This is a messenger RNA of Spodoptera frugiperda (fall armyworm), 2080 nucleotides long. RefSeq lists its product as uncharacterized. Lineage: Eukaryota; Metazoa; Arthropoda; Insecta; Lepidoptera; Noctuidae. The coding region runs from base 1 to 1857 and encodes 618 amino acids. The transcript has 14 exons. The record is from RefSeq and is a predicted model, not a curated record.